GUCACUUGUCAGACGAGUAUUGUCAUUUGUAGCUUAUAUUGAUAAACAGGAGCGCUCGUUGUGCGGUUUAAUGGAUUUUUUGAAUUAAUGAUAUGUGAUUACUCUAUAUUCGUAAUCUAAUAUUUUGUUCUAACAUGGGUCUUUUAUCCGAUCCAGAAUAUGGGUCGGUAAAAUGGGUCAGGGUACUAAAGAAAGUGCAUUCGCCUCUGUGUUUUAUUUUUUACGUUUGUGCUAUUGGAUGGUUUUUUAUGUUAGCACACAGAGAAUUCAAUAAUGAAACUUAUUUCUCAGAGAAUGCUUUAUUACCCGGUUUAGUUACUAAUGAAUUUGACGCCGAGUACUCGGCAAAUAAGUUUUAUAAGGAAUUCCUCCAAGAAUUAGAGGAUAAAUAUGAAGAUAGCGAUGAAAUGCCCGUACCCUGGCUGGUUGGCAAGAUGUCUCAGUUAGAUCUCGAAGUCUACACUCACAAUUUUACACUGAACUAUCCUCUAGGACAUGGACAGGUUUACAAAGGAACAAAUGUAUAUGGCAUUCUAAGAGCACCUCGAACUUCUUCUUUAGAGGCAUUGGUGGUGACCGCACCUUUUCGUUCAUUAUCCAGUCAUCAGAAAGGAACUGCAGCUGGUAUAGGAUUGAUGCUGGCAUUUGCACAGUUUGCUAGACCCCAAAAGUACUGGGCCAAGGAUAUAAUUUUCUUGAUCACGGAACAUGAGCAAUUAGGAAUGCAGGCGUGGUUAGAAGCUUAUCACGGUCUACGAAGACAGUCUGAUACUUUCUAUACGAGUCUCAGCAGCUUCUGGCAACCUGGCGGCGAGUUGUUCAAGCAUUUGAAGGUUUUGGAGAAAAUCAGCGAUCAAACUAAAUGUUUAGAUCCCGGCACAUUGAAAGGGAGAUCGGGAUCUAUACAGGCUGCUAUCAAUUUAGAAUUUCAUACACCAAAAUUUAAAUAUAUUGAAGUCAAAGUUGAAGGUCUGAACGGGCAACUACCAAAUUUGGAUUUGGUGAAUCUAGUACACAAGCUGUGUAUUAAGUCAAAUUUACAUCACUCAUAUAAAAAUAGCUAUUCCUGGAUCAGAACGAGAAAUAAAAUGGAUGAAUGGAUGAACAAUGUAUGGACCAUGUUAGGUAUGGUUGGGAGCCAGAUAGCCGGGGUUCCAAAUGGCAAUCAUGGUUUGUUCCAUCGCUUCAAUAUUGAGGCUCUUACUUUGGAGGGUCGUGAUGCUUCAGACCCUGGCCAGCCUCCCCGGAUCCACUCCCUCCACCAGGCUAGUUUUCACCGCCUCGGCAUCACAUUGGAGAGUAUACUUAGGUCCCUUAACAAUCUACUGGAACGGUUCCACCAGAGUUACUUCUUCUACAUGCUGGCUGCUACUAACAGGUUUAUAUCUAUUGGUCAGUACAUGCCAUCACUGUGUCUUCUGUGUGGUGCUAUGCUCAUACGAGCUCUAUCACUGUGGGUGACGUUACAGAAGGAUGAUGAAAAAGAUGAAGCUAUCGGUGAUACAAAAGUAGCGGAAAAAGAUAAAUUAGGAAAUAAUGUUAAUGAUAAAGCAGAAGGUGACGACGAAAAAAUUGCAAGAGAAACAGAUGCUAAGGAGUUAACAAAAGAAGAAACUCAAGAGAUUACACAAGAUAUAGAUAAAGAUAAGUCCGAAAGUGUUAUGCGGGGGACGGAAGAUAAGGUCGCUAACAUUACCAAAGAUAAAUAUAUAGGAAAAGAACAGACAGAGAAUAACUUAGAAGAGAAAGAGGAACUUAAAAAUAGUCGAGUAAACGGCUUUAGUAUAGCCAAUGUAGGUGGUAACUAUUUGCUAGUGCAUCUCAUGGGAUAUACAGUCAUGAAUUUACCACCGCUCUUCACUUAUAUUGGUGCCAUACACUUCUCUCUAGCGUCCGAGGUGUCCGUGUUUUAUGGGAUGCUGUCCUCGUCAGCUAUAUUCAUACUAUUAUCGCCAAAGUGUUUGAGAACCCCGUCCGAGCUGACGCGCGAUGAGGUGACCGUAGUCAACAUACUGAUGUUAAUAGAGCUGUCCACCGCGUGCCUCGCUAUCGGUGUCCAUAACUUUCCGCUGGGCGUCUGCUUGGCCGCUCUGUACACGCCGCUGGCGUUAAUCGUCGGGGUUGUGGAAGAUAAGAAACAAGGAAGACUCAUCCUGUUCGUUAAGCGGGUUGUCUGUUUGUUGCUGCAGCCUUUACUCAUUCUGAUGAUUCUGAUGAUCCUAUAUUCGCGGGUUCUGUUCCCCGAGGAAGGUAUUUUCUUGAUGGCGAGUCGUGGUAAGGACGCCGCUAUGCAAGCCAUCAUGUUCUCUAUAGUGGAUUCAAUGAUUUACGGCAACUGGUUGUUCAACAUUGUGUGCACGGUCAUUUUACCGACUUGGAUAUUGUCGUGGCAGAUUUUGUGGAACAGAGUCCAAGUCUAAUAUAAGCUUAUUUAUGUACUUUCCAAAUAAUAAAGUAUUAUAAAUGU
Molecule: messenger RNA, 2467 nt
Organism: Danaus plexippus (monarch butterfly)
Lineage: Eukaryota; Metazoa; Arthropoda; Insecta; Lepidoptera; Nymphalidae
Gene: GAA1
Product: glycosylphosphatidylinositol anchor attachment 1 protein
Exons: 11
Coding region: 135-2420 (761 amino acids)
Biological process (GO): attachment of GPI anchor to protein
Cellular component (GO): membrane; GPI-anchor transamidase complex
Source: RefSeq, a predicted model, not a curated record